Acomys russatus (golden spiny mouse) is the source of this 3796-nucleotide messenger RNA. It is a transcript of the gene Kdm4c, whose product is annotated as lysine demethylase 4C. The transcript is spliced from 22 exons. Gene Ontology annotation, biological process: chromatin remodeling. The record is from RefSeq and is a predicted model, not a curated record. Gene Ontology annotation, molecular function: histone H3K9 demethylase activity; histone H3K36 demethylase activity. Lineage: Eukaryota; Metazoa; Chordata; Mammalia; Rodentia; Muridae. Gene Ontology annotation, cellular component: nucleus. Bases 174 to 3338 code for a protein of 1054 amino acids.
GCAAGCGGCGGAGGGAUCCCGCGGCGGCGCCCCGUGCGCGUGCGCAGCGAACAGCUGUCACCUAGUGCGGAACAAGUCUUCCAAAGAUCCCAAAGCCCUCGGGGAAGGCCGCACUUUUCCAUCCUCCUUCGUUCCGGAGGCCUCUGGGCCUCUGCCCGCGGCGCAGAGACAUCAUGGAGGUGGUGGAGGUGGAGAGUCCUCUGAAUCCCAGCUGUAAGAUAAUGACCUUCAGGCCUUCCAUGGAGGAGUUUCGGGAGUUCAACAAGUACCUGGCAUACAUGGAGUCUAAAGGAGCUCACCGAGCAGGUCUUGCCAAGGUGAUUCCUCCUAAGGAGUGGAAGCCAAGACAAUGCUAUGAUGACGUUGAUAAUUUACUUAUCCCAGCACCAAUUCAGCAGAUGGUCACAGGGCAGUCGGGACUGUUUACUCAAUACAACAUCCAGAAAAAAGCCAUGACGGUGAAGGAGUUCAGGCAGCUGGCUAACAGUAGCAAAUACUGUACUCCAAGAUACUUGGAUUAUGAAGAUUUGGAACGCAAAUACUGGAAAAACUUAACUUUUGUGGCACCUAUUUAUGGAGCAGAUAUUAAUGGGAGCAUAUAUGAUGAGGGGGUGGAUGAAUGGAAUAUAGCUCGCCUAAAUACAGUCUUGGAUGUGGUUGAAGAAGAGUGCGGUAUUUCUAUUGAGGGUGUAAAUACCCCUUAUCUGUAUUUUGGAAUGUGGAAAACAACAUUUGCAUGGCACACUGAGGACAUGGAUCUCUACAGUAUUAAUUAUCUCCACUUUGGGGAACCCAAGUCUUGGUAUGCUAUACCUCCGGAACAUGGAAAGCGACUUGAAAGACUAGCUCAAGGUUUUUUCCCCAGUAGUUCCCAAGGCUGUGAUGCAUUUCUCCGCCACAAGAUGACACUGAUUUCUCCCUCAGUUCUGAAGAAAUAUGGCAUUCCUUUUGACAAGAUCACGCAGGAAGCUGGAGAGUUUAUGAUCACUUUUCCUUAUGGAUAUCAUGCUGGUUUUAAUCAUGGUUUCAAUUGUGCUGAAUCUACAAAUUUUGCUACUGUCAGAUGGAUUGACUAUGGAAAAGUUGCUAAAUUGUGCACUUGUCGGAAUGACAUGGUGAAGAUAUCAAUGGAUAUAUUUGUGAAGAAAUUUCAACCAGACAGAUACCACAUUUGGAAACAAGGAAAGGAUAUAUAUACUAUUGACCAUACAAAGCCCACUCCAGAAUCUACCCCAGAAGUAAAAAUAUGGCUACAGAGGAGGAGAAAGUUAAAAAAAGCUUCCAGGAGCUUCCAGGGCAAUAGGUCACUUUCUAAGAGGCCUAAAACUGAGGAGGAUGAAGAACCUACUAAAUCCAAUGGGGAGGAGGUCUCAAACCCUGCCAGGUGCCCAGGGCCCCUCAAGGUCACUGAAAGGCCAGAAAAAACAUUUAAACUGGGGAACACAGAAGCAUCUUCAGAAGGAGAAACUUCAGAUACCAGAACACAAGUAUACCCACACUUACUGAAUGACAGCGAACUCUCAGGAAAAAGCUGUACCAGUUCACCUGUAAUAGAUGAAAUACAACCUGGAGAUGAGACAACUGAUGCUGUAACUUCCCCAUCAAUGCCCAAGAAGGUCUGUGACUUCAUAUCAUUUCCUAGUGGCCAUAUAACAGGCAAGGAGUCACAUCUACUUAAGAUUCUACGGCCUGAGUCUCCCAAGAUGUCUUCUUCCCUGGCAGAAAGUAAUAAAGUAUUGACAGAGGAAGAAGACAAUGAUGAUGAGAGCCGUGGAAGUAACCUGGAACCUGCGAAAAUCCCAGAAGCUCCUAGUGAAGAGAGAAAUGGGCUUAAAGUUUCUAAGAUAAUAGAAGACCAGCCAAAAACUACUAAGAGUUGGCGCCAUCCACUUGGUAAGCCUCCAGCCCGAUCCCCAAUGACUGUUGUGAAGCAGCAGGUAGCCAGUGAUGAAGAGUUGCCUGAGAUUCUAAACAAUGAUGAAGAAGUUGAAGAAACAGAGUGUUGGGCAAAGCCUCUUAUCCACCUUUGGCAGACAAAGUCUCCUAAUUUUAUGGCUGAACAGGAGUAUAAUGCAGCUGUGGCAAAAAUGGAGCCACACUGUGCAAUCUGCACUCUUCUCAUGCCGUACUACAAGCCUGAUAGCAGCAAAGAAGAAAAUGAUUCUAGAUGGGAGGCAACAAUAAGUGAAGUAGUUACCGCUGGAAGGAAGACUAAACCCAUUAUUCCAGAGAUGUGUUUUAUUUAUAGUGAAGAAAAUAUAGAAUAUUCCCCUCCAAAUGCCUUCCUUGAAGAGGAUGGAACAAGUCUUCUGAUUUCCUGUGCCAAGUGCUUCGUGCGGGUUCAUGCAAGUUGUUAUGGUGUCCCUUCUCAUGAGGCCUGUGAUGGAUGGCUGUGUGCUCGGUGCAAAAGAAAUGCAUGGACUGCAGAAUGCUGCCUCUGCAACUUGAGAGGAGGUGCUCUUAAACAGACUAAAAACAAUAAGUGGGCCCAUAUCAUGUGUGCUGUUGCAGUCCCAGAAGUUCGAUUCACUAAUGUUCCAGAAAGGACACAAAUAGAUGUAGACAGAAUACCUUUGCAGAGAUUAAAAUUGAAAUGCAUCUUCUGUAGACACCGAGUUAAGAAGGUUUCUGGAGCCUGCAUCCAGUGUUCCUAUGGCCGCUGCCCAGCUUCAUUCCAUGUCACAUGUGCCCAUGCUGCUGGGGUACUCAUGGAGCCUGAUGACUGGCCUUAUGUGGUAAACAUCACAUGCUUCAGACAUAUAGUCAACUCAAAUCUGAAGUCCAAAACUUGUGAGAAAGCCAUCUCUGUGGGUCAGACGGUCAUCACAAAGCAUCGGAACACUCGGUACUACAGUUGCAGAGUUAUAGAUGUGACAUCUCAAACUUUCUAUGAGGUCAUGUUUGAUGAUGGCUCCUUCAGCAGAGACACAUUUCCUGAGGAUAUUGUGAGUCGAAACUGUGUGCAGCUAGGUCCUCCUGCUGAGGGAGAAGUCAUCCAAGUCAAGUGGCCUGAUGGUAAACUUUAUGGGGCAAAGUAUCUUGGAUCAAAUGUCGCCUACAUGUAUCAGGUUGAAUUUGAAGAUGGAUCACAGAUAGCAAUGAAGAGAGAAGACAUAUACACUUUAGAUGAAGAGUUACCCAAGAGAGUAAAGGCUCGUUUUUCCACAGCCUCCGACAUGCGAUUUGAAGACACAUUUUAUGGGGCAGAUGUAAUCCAAGGGGAGAGGAAGAGGCAAAGAGUGCUGAGCUCCAGGCUUAAGAACGAAUAUGUGGAUGACCCUGUGUAUCGCACUUUCCUGAAGAGUUCUUUCCAGAAGAAGUGUCAGAAGAGACAGUAGUUGAUAACCUGCUGUGUACUAAGCAGUUCGGACUGCAGAGGGAAGACAAAGGAACAGCCAUGGGGUAUGCACUGGGACAAGUGGCUGGGUGCUUCUCUGGCAUUGGUUUGGUUACCAAACAACCAGGAAGAGACCUAUUAAUUGCUUUUAUAAUCUGAUCAUCCCCUCAGUCCUCCAUUUGACCACAAAGAAUAUUUCUAAGUGAAGGGAAAUAACAGUGUAUAGCCCACUAGAUAAAAAUCCUUUCUACCACAGAAGAGGGUGUUCCUUCUCUGUGGCUCAGGUCCCUCCUCAGGGAAUAUAUAUGGAGGCUCCUGUCUCCCAACUUCUUUAGUGAAAGCCUCAUCACCCAAGGAGGGUGAUAAUUUAUGUGUUUUCCACAGCCAGGGAAAGACUCUCACAUUUGUUUUAAGUGGCAGUUUUUAUAAAACAUUUUUAAAACACAAAUGGCAUGUAUG